UGCCGGCGCCGCCGCCGCCUCCGCCCCUUCCGCCGCCGCGGGGAGCCGAGGGGCGGCCGGGCCGGGGCGGGCUGGGCUCGCAGGAUGCUCCGGUCGCUCUGGAGUUUCCUUAAGCGGCAUAAGAAGAAAUGCCUCGUCCUUGGCACCUUCCUUGGCGGAGUCUAUUUACUGGGAAAAUAUGGGCAGAAGAAAAUCAGAGAAAUCCAGGAGCGAGAAGCAGCUGAGUACAUUGCCCAGGCACGAAGGCAGUACCAUUUUGAGAGUAAUCAGAGGACGUGCAAUAUGACAGUACUGUCGAUGCUUCCAACACUGAGGGAUGCCUUAAUGCAUCAGUUAAACUCUGAGAGUCUCACAUCUCUUCUUAAAAAUAGGCCAGCAAACAAGUUAGAAAUCUGGGAGGAUUUAAAGAUAAUAAGUUUCACACGCAGCAUUGUCGCUGUGUACAGCACCUGCAUGCUGGUGGUUCUCUUGCGAGUUCAGCUGAACAUCAUCGGCGGCUACAUCUACCUGGAUAACGCCGCGCUCGGCAAGAACGGCACAACACCACUAGCACCCCCUGAAGUCCAGCAGCAAUAUUUAUCAAGCAUUCAGCACCUUUUAGGAGAUGGUCUGACUGAGUUAAUAACUAUUGUUAAACAAGCUGUGCAUAAAGUUUUUGGAAGUAUUUCCCUUAAGCAGACCCUGUCUCUUCUGGAACUGGAACAGAAACUUAAAGAUAUCAGGGAAGUAGUGGAACAUAAAGAUUCGGAUCAGAUUGCAUCUUGUUCUCCCUUAUGUCAUUAUCUGAUGCCAGAUGAAGAAAACCCUUUGGCUAGCCAGGCCUGUGGACUCACAGAAAGAGACAUUGCUACAAUUAAAUUACUAAAUGAAACUAGAGAUAUGCUAGAAAGUCCAGACUUCAGUACAGUUUUGAGCACAUGUUUAAAUAGAGGAUUCAGUCGACUGCUGGACAAUAUGGCAGAAUUUUUUAGACCUACUGAAAAGGACCUUUCUCAAAACAGUUCUGUAAAUAGUCUUUCCAGUGUCAGUCUUCCUUUAGCCAAGAUAAUUCCAAUAAUAAAUGGACAGAUCCAUUCAGUAUGCAGUGAAACACCCAGUCACUUUGUUCAGGACCUUUUGAUGAUGGAACAAGUGAAAGAUUUUGCUGCUAAUGUUUAUGAAGCUUUUAGUACCCCUCAGCAACUAGAGAAAUGACCUGCACAUUUUUACAAAUGGAUGGUGUAUUUAUAACAAAUCCCUGGUGACUACUGAUGAGACUUGGGUUAAUUUUAUAAUGGUGUAGGAGUGGCAGACCAGCAGAAAGAGCACUCUGGGGAAAGUGGGAGUGAGCCCAUAUUUUCUUCUAACGGAAUUAUACUUCACCCAUUAAAAAUAUUCUUGUUGAAAGAAACACUGUAAGUGAAGACUUUUCUAUUUAAAAAGUGGUUAAACUCUUCUGUAAUUCAUUGGAUUAUUUUUUAUUGCAUCUAAAAGGCAUCUGGGGGCAGUAUUACAGCAAGUUACUAAAAAACCCAUUUUUUUGCCUGGGGUGUGUAAGUUUGGGGAAGAACUAAUGAUAGUGAUCUAAGAACAGCGCAGAGUAGCAGAAUGAAGUAAUGCUUUUUUCUUAUUCUUCCCCCAGAUUUUUCUUUCUAUAAAGUAAAUAUUUUUCCCCUUAGCUUUACAAAUCUCGUUCCAAAGUCUCUCAUUCUUCAGAAAGCCUUUGCCAAUGGAUCCAUGUUCCCCUUGCCCAAGCUGGGGGUCUGCUCUCUCUGUUACUUAAUACUAAAGGAAUGUGGUUUUUUUAGACAUACUCUUGUUUAUGCUGUUCAAACAGCUACACUGUACACAUUACCUUGUAAAUAUUUUAUCUUAAUUUGUAUUAAUUUUGAGCCCAAUUGUCUGUAUUGUAAUAAAAUAUUUUAAUGUACAAUUUGUGUGUGUAUUAACAUGACUAGAGAAGAGAAUAACCUGACCUGGCCAAUCAACUCAAACUGAGUUCAGCUGAAACUGCCAGCUUCCACUGGCUAAACACACCUGGAAAAAGUAUAUUCUUUUCUCUAAAACUGUCAGGUUUUACUGUGCAGUUUUGAGGAAGGUAAAUUUCUUGCAAUAAAGAGGGUGUACAACUGA
Messenger RNA from Motacilla alba alba, 2112 nucleotides. It is a transcript of the gene PEX3, whose product is annotated as peroxisomal biogenesis factor 3. Bases 85 to 1194 code for a protein of 369 amino acids. Gene Ontology annotation, cellular component: peroxisomal membrane. Gene Ontology annotation, molecular function: protein-macromolecule adaptor activity. The transcript is spliced from 12 exons. Gene Ontology annotation, biological process: protein import into peroxisome membrane. The record is from RefSeq and is a predicted model, not a curated record. Lineage: Eukaryota; Metazoa; Chordata; Aves; Passeriformes; Motacillidae.